UUGCGGCGCGGGCCCUUUUUGCAGCAGCAACAACAAGAUUCAGUCCCAAGAUGAAACAAGUUUUCAUUAGAGGGGCCUAUUUGGGAAUUGGAAUAGUAAGUGGUGUAGUAAGUAAAAGUAUAUUCGACAGACUAAGCUAUAAAGAAGAAGACAUUUUAUCAAGGUCUGAUUCUAGAGAUAUCGCUGGAAGGUAUGGAUUUCCAAGCCGGACAGAGGCGUUAAGGUACAAGAACUAUGUGGUUGGUUAUAACAGUUGUCAUAAAACCCCUGCUUGGGUAUUUCAAACUUUGACUCGAAAAAACUUAAGUGGUGAUGCAAAAAGGGACACUUGUGCAUUUAAAAAAGACACCAGAAUUGACAAAAAAUUCUCAGCUAGUGAUGAAGAUUACAUAAAAAGUGGGUUCUCCAAGGGACACAUGGCACCUGCAGGUGAUUACAAGUCAAGUCAGACUGAAAUGGAAGAAACUUUCUAUUUCACAAAUGUUGUUCCCCAGAAUUUUGCCAACAAUUCAGGACUUUGGUUAAAACUUGAGAGGUUUUGCAGAAAGCUGACAAAGAAUUAUUCAAAAGUUUAUAUUGUCUCUGGACCUCUUUUUCUAGCAAAAAAUAGCCCAGAUGAUGGAAGAAAAUUCAUAAAAUACCAGGUCAUAGGUCCAAAAGAGGUUGCUGUUCCUACUCAUCUUUACAAGGUCAUCAUGGUUGAGAAGGAAGGGAAGCCUGUUGCCAUUGAAGCAUUUGUGGUUCCAAAUGUGCCAGUUUCAGAUUACAAGAACCUCAGAGAAUUUUCUUUCCCAUUAGACACUUUAGAAACAAAAUUAGGUUUUACAAUUUUCCCAAAAUUAGCAAAAGAAGCUUUGUCUCGAUUAUGUGAUAUUGAGAAGUGUCAAUUGCUAUCAAAGGAGAUAAUAGACAUGAAUAAAAUUGUAAAGUCAGUCUGAAGGACUUAAUGGGGUUUGAGCAACAUAGAAACUUGUCUUUUUAAUCAAAAAUUAAUAUGGCUCUAUCUUGCAUAAUCCCCUUUUUGUUUCAGAAAGUGUGUCAUGCACUGGAAGCAAAGUUGUAAGACCAAAGUGAGGAGAAGAUUGUCAAUCCUCUAUUUGAAGUCUAAUCACCAACUAGGAGUGCAAAAAACAGAAAGUUUGCCCAAAAUGUUUAUUUAUGCACACUGACUUUGCUCUUUGUUUGCAAAGACCUCUUUGCACAGGAAAAACCAUUGUCCUCUAAACCCUUCCCUCAUCUCAUCAUUCCACCUGAUUUAGGUUCACUGUAAGUUAAUUCACUUUGGUUUAGCCUAUGUCGUAAUCUGAAAAACUUCUACCAUUGCACUUUGUUGCUAAAUCUUGGUUGACUUUUUAGUCGUGAUUUGCAAAGGCUCUUUGUUGCUCAAGCCCUUUUCAAUUAAAUCUUUAACAAAUUCCCUUGUGCUUUCAAUCCUACAACUUUAAACCUAUGUAUUUUAUAAAAAUUUUAUUGGAAUUG
Molecule: messenger RNA, 1479 nt
Organism: Rhopilema esculentum
Lineage: Eukaryota; Metazoa; Cnidaria; Scyphozoa; Rhizostomeae; Rhizostomatidae
Product: nuclease EXOG, mitochondrial
Biological process (GO): apoptotic DNA fragmentation
Cellular component (GO): nucleus; mitochondrial inner membrane
Molecular function (GO): single-stranded DNA endonuclease activity; metal ion binding; RNA endonuclease activity
Source: RefSeq, a predicted model, not a curated record